GUGCAGACUGUCAGGCGUGCACAUGCAGCGCUCUUUUAAAGCCGCAGGAUUUGGAUUAGCCUGUGCGCGAGUGAAGGAGGGAGGGCGCCAAGGGCUGAUUUGGAUCUUUUACCGGAUCGAGAGGAGAAGGAGGGGAGGUGCGAGGCACGGAGAAUGGGCUAUUUUGGACCCGGGCACUGAGCCUGCUCUCUGCGCGGUGUAUUAGGCAGCCUUCGACGCAAGCAAAUCGCCUCCCCGCGGCCACCGUUAAGACGUCGAGGACGGCGACGACGACAGUUCCUUCCACCUCCUGUCAGGAAGAAAAACAAAACACAAAACAAGACAAACGCCAGUUGCCGCCAGCCUGCUCCACGCACAAGUGCUCCUCGCUGGACAUGAAAGUGCAGCAAGGGUGCAACUCGUCAGACAUGGGCAUCCCCGUCACCACCGAGGAAGAACUGCGCAGAAACAGCGUCAUCACGCCCGAGGAUGUGCUCGGUUUACAAAAAAUCACCAAGAACUACCUUUGUUCACCAGAGGAAAACGUCCACAUGAUCGACUUCACCAGGUUUAAGAUCCGUGAUAUGGAAACAGGAACAGUCCUGUUUGAGAUCACCAAACCCCCAGCACCAGCAGGAGGCAGAAAGCAAUGUGACCCCAACGCCGGGCGCUUUGUGCGCUACCAGUUCACACCCGCCUUCCUACAGCUGCGGCAGGUCGGAGCCACGGUGGAGUUCACAGUGGGCGACACGCCCAUCAACAACUUCCGCAUGAUCGAGAGACACUACUUCCGCGACCAGCUCCUCAAGAGCUUCGACUUUGAGUUUGGCUUCUGCAUGCCCAGCAGCAAGAACACAUGCGAGCACAUCUACGAGUUCCCCGCCCUGUCAGAGGACAUCAUGCGUGAGAUGAUCCUGCAUCCUUAUGAGACACAGUCUGACAGCUUCUACUUUGUGGACAACAAGCUGGUGAUGCACAACAAGGCAGACUAUUCCUACAGCGGGGGGCCAUAGAAUCGCCAUGUCCUCCCCCCUUCUUUAGACAUUGUCCACUCAGCCAUUUCCACUUCAGGACCCGAAAGAAAUAGAAGAACCCACGGACGUCUCCUUUCCGUUAGCUCCUUGGUUAGGAAUGUACACCGGUGAGCAUUACGGUAAUGCGUGUGCAGCCAGCACGGGCAUUGUGCGUACAGUACAUAUCAGUUCAUUAGAUGGACAUUGGUUCAUUUCCAUUGUGUGUUUUGAAAGCCAGUAAUAGAUAGAGAUCACAUACUGUAACAUUUUGUCUUUACGGGGUCGGCUAUUUAUAUGGUUUGUACUAAUGAUGGAUUCUAUUUCUGAUUGCGCAUGUGUCACAUGACUCAAUCCCAACAUGGCUCAGCUCAGAAUGGCAAAUGUGAUAUUUGUCAGUGUGUGCGUGUGUGUGCGUGUGUGUGUGAUUUUUGUUUGUUUUCAGGUUCAUAGCACUACUAUGUCAAGAGUAUUUUUCAAAGGAGUAGCCAUUAUGAAGUGUCAGACAGUAUACAUAGAAAUUUUGAUAUCCAGUACAUACACUGUAGUACAGAAACCUGCGUAUACAUUUUAAUUAUGAUAAUAAGUGUUGUAAGUAUUUUAUGUCCAAUUCUGAAAAGUGAAAUUACAGCGAUGCAAUAAAUAUGGGACUUUUUCCGAAA
This is a messenger RNA of Phyllopteryx taeniolatus (common seadragon), 1651 nucleotides long. RefSeq names its product unc-119 homolog a (C. elegans) (gene unc119a1). Gene Ontology annotation, biological process: nervous system development; negative regulation of caveolin-mediated endocytosis; negative regulation of clathrin-dependent endocytosis. Gene Ontology annotation, molecular function: lipid binding. Gene Ontology annotation, cellular component: intercellular bridge; centrosome; spindle pole. The coding region runs from base 375 to 992 and encodes 205 amino acids. Lineage: Eukaryota; Metazoa; Chordata; Actinopteri; Syngnathiformes; Syngnathidae. The transcript is spliced from 5 exons. The record is from RefSeq and is a predicted model, not a curated record.